Chelmon rostratus (copperband butterflyfish) is the source of this 1336-nucleotide messenger RNA. It is a transcript of the gene zfand2a, whose product is annotated as zinc finger, AN1-type domain 2A. The record is from RefSeq and is a predicted model, not a curated record. Gene Ontology annotation, molecular function: zinc ion binding. The coding region runs from base 206 to 1033 and encodes 275 amino acids. The transcript is spliced from 10 exons. Gene Ontology annotation, cellular component: endoplasmic reticulum; cytoplasm. Gene Ontology annotation, biological process: protein targeting to ER; proteasome-mediated ubiquitin-dependent protein catabolic process. NCBI's taxonomy places the organism in Eukaryota, Metazoa, Chordata, Actinopteri, Chaetodontiformes, Chaetodontidae.
UUGACAAAAACAGACAGCGGCUAAGGGACAGUGGUGCUCGCAUCAGUGGGCAAACUGUUGUCAGAAAGUCACGGGAAAACCAGGAUAAACCUGGAUAAUUUUAAAUAACACUGUUGUCUCCUACUACAACACAACACGACAGACCAGGAAAACGGGAUUUGGUUGUUGAGGUUUGACCAUUGUUACCUGUAGAGGUGUUUCUGCGAUGGAGUUUCCAGAUUUGGGAGAGCACUGCACUGAGAAGACCUGCAAACGUUUAGAUUUUCUUCCUAUGAGAUGUGACGCCUGCCAAGAGAUUUUCUGCAAAGACCACAUAACUUAUGCAAAUCACAAAUGCAUGUCAUCCUACAAAAAGGAUAUCCAGGUCCCAGUUUGUCCUCUGUGCAACAUCCCUAUUCCCAUCAAGAGAGGAGAGAUGCCCGACAUUAAAGUCGGCGAGCACAUUGAUCGAGAUUGCAAAUCGGAUCCUGCACAGAGAAAGAGAAAGAUUUUCACAAAUAAAUGUUCUAAAGGGGGCUGUAAGCAGAAGGAAAUGAUGCGAGUGACCUGUGAUCAGUGUCAUUUAAAUUACUGUCUUAAACACCGGCACCCACUAGACCAUGACUGUAAAACUGAUGGGAAACCUAUGUCCAAAUCAGGACAUGCUGCUGCAAUGAGGGCCCACAGUGCUUCCUCCACCUCUGCUUCUGGUUCUAGUUCAUCUGCCUCAGGAAACCCUAGACCUGUUUCAAAUGGUGUGAGUGCAAAUAGCAGAGGUCACAACAGUGGCUCCACCCAGCGGAUCCCCACUUCCGUUUCAGCUCAGAAUGUAAUACCACCAUCAGCGUCCUUUCAGGCCGGCAUGACGGAGGAGCAGGCUCUACAAAGGGCUCUAGAGAUGUCUUUGGCUGAUUCGAGGCGGCCAGUUCAGCCGGCCCUCAGCCCUCAGGAGCAGGAGGAUCUGGCUCUCGCUCAGGCUCUCGCUGCCAGUGAAGAAGAAUACAGACGCCAGCAGCAGAGACAGCAGGUACCCGGAAAGCUUAGCCGUCAGUAGCAUGCUAACAGGAAGGGGAGAGAGUCCAAACAAUCCAACUGCAGCCUUUCUUAAUCCCCGGACACUAGUUAGACUUCAAGCUGUGCUAAUUAUCUACUAGAAACUGCACAUCUGGGAUAUCAAUACCCAGGAUCAAUGAUUGUUCAAUGAAGAAAUACUAUUACCGCCUUCUACAAUAUAAGCACAUACUUUCCCAGCAGGAUCUGUCAUUUUUACUAAUGGUUUGCUCUGUACAUAUUUUAUAUGCUGAUCAUGAUGAAACUGUUAUAUUACCAUAUACGAAUAUUGAAUAAAUUAUUUAAA